This is a messenger RNA of Aplysia californica (California sea hare), 1294 nucleotides long. RefSeq names its product protein Smaug homolog 1. Gene Ontology annotation, biological process: nuclear-transcribed mRNA poly(A) tail shortening. The record is from RefSeq and is a predicted model, not a curated record. Gene Ontology annotation, molecular function: mRNA binding; translation repressor activity. Gene Ontology annotation, cellular component: P-body. Lineage: Eukaryota; Metazoa; Mollusca; Gastropoda; Aplysiida; Aplysiidae.
CCGCCAUGAAGACGACGUCAUUUCAUUAGCAUAGACCUCUCAGUAGCAGAAUAACAUGUGGUGGAUGAAAUAGGCCCAGGGAGAACAGGACAUCGUAGUGCUUCGUCGGUGUACGUAUCCUUGGAUUUUCUUUUCACACAAGUGUUCCAGUUUCAUUGUUUUUUGCUUGGGGUUACCCCAAACAGAGGUUACUGAUGUGUGGCGCUUUUCACACGGGACUGACUGAGUGAAGAUGAAGUCAAACAACUAUCGAGAGCAAGUGGCUCUUGUGAUCAGUUGGUUCAAAGACUGGAGUGAGUGUGAACAAACAGUUGCCUUGUAUUCUUUGUUGAAGAAGAGUUCACCUAUCCAGGCUAAAUUCUUGGACCAAGUACUUCAGCAGUCGUUAGCAGAUUGCACUGAUGUGAAGCAGUGGGAGGCAAAGGCAAAUGAUGAAGUGUAUGUACGCAGCUUAUACAGCGAGGAGAAAGAAAUCGUGAUCCACCAGCUCCUUCAGCUGUUGCCUCUCCUGCAGGUGGGCAAACACUCUGUCAAGGCUGCGUACCUACAGCUGAUUCCCGAGCUGCUGAGUCAUACCAUACACAAUGGAGUGAACAUUGAGGAGAGCAGACAGCUGCUCUCUUACUCUCUCAUCCACCCGGCGAUCACUGCUGAAGAGCGAGGGACCUUCCAGACCUGGCUGGGUUGCCUGGAUGAGCGUUUUACGUACAGCGUGCCGCUUAGCAACGGCCUGAGCAGCGGUGGUAGCACCACCAACAGCUCCACGGGAGGCAGCUCCAGCAACAACAGCUUGAGUGUGGGCCUCGGCCCCAGCCACAGCCCCAGCCCCGGAUCUUCCUCCCAGCAUUCCCUGGCCCACCUCUCCCCGGACUUGUCGGUGUCGCAGGAGUACAUCAACACCAUCUCCACAAAUCAGGGUCUCGUGCAGCAGCAGCAACAACAGCAACAACAACAACAGCAGCAACAGCAGCCUGCCCAGAACCACGGGCACUCUUCACCUUCGCCUGUCAUCGGCUCGGGGGCUCAUCCGUCAUGGCAGCAGUCGCAUCAAGGUCAGGGACAUUUUACUGGGUUUGACGCCAGUGCUGCUAUCAAUCCCCCCGUGCCCAACGGCGACACAUCUGGGUGUGCCCAGUACAUCUCCACGUCAAAUGGACACAUGGCCCUGAGGGCUACCAACAGCCACGCUGGCGCUUUCGGGGCCUCGCACGGACAUAUUCCUCUCCACGCCACUUCUUCAGCACCUUCCAACUUCAACUCUAUGCCUCCUUCUGGACCUAUUGCCCCCCAAGGU